Staurois parvus is the source of this 474-nucleotide messenger RNA. The record is from the annotation of a GenBank genome assembly. Lineage: Eukaryota; Metazoa; Chordata; Amphibia; Anura; Ranidae.
CAGCACUGCUGGGCUGCACUGGUGGGUGGCACUGGUGGGCAGCACUGGUGGGUGGGCACAGGUGGGUGGCACUGGUGGGCACAGGUGGGUGGCACUGGUGGGCACAGGUGGGUGGGCACAGGUGGGUGGCACUGCUGGGCACAGGUAGGUGGCACUUCUGGGCACAGGUGGGCACUGCAGAGUGGCACAGGUGGGUGCACUGCUGGGCACAAGUGGGUGGCACUUCUGGGCACAGGUGUGGCACUGCAGAGUGGCACAGGUGGGUGCACUGCUGGGCACAGGUGGGUGCACUGCUGGGCACAGGUGGGCGGAACUUGUGGGUGGCACUGCUGGGCACCGAUCAUCAGGGCACUGAUCAUCAGUGGCCCUGAUGAUCGGUGCCGAUCCUCGCUCUGACAACUGCCGGUUCUCGGCAGUACUUUCCUCACGAUCUGACAGCGUGAGGAAAGUGCAGCCGAGAACCGGCACUUGCAU